This is a messenger RNA of Hansenula ciferrii, 4188 nucleotides long. RefSeq names its product L-aminoadipate-semialdehyde dehydrogenase (gene LYS2). Gene Ontology annotation, molecular function: phosphopantetheine binding; L-aminoadipate-semialdehyde dehydrogenase [NAD(P)+] activity. Gene Ontology annotation, biological process: L-lysine biosynthetic process. The transcript has a single exon. The record is from RefSeq and is a predicted model, not a curated record. Lineage: Eukaryota; Fungi; Ascomycota; Saccharomycetes; Phaffomycetales; Wickerhamomycetaceae. The coding region runs from base 1 to 4188 and encodes 1395 amino acids.
AUGUCUUCAGAUUUACAACAUUGGGCUCAAAUAUUGAGUAGUCCAACUCUCUCAGUAUUACCUCAUGAUUUCAUUCGUCCUUCUAACAACAAAGUUGUUGAAGCUAAACACAAUUUUUCAAUUCCAGCAAAAGCAUUAUCACAAUCUAUAAUAUCGAAAGUUGAAGGUUCAAAUGAAUUCAUCAUUGGUCUUUCAGUCUUUGCAGUUUUGAUCUAUAGACUAACUGGUGAUGAUGACAUUGUUAUCUCCACCGACUCUCCAAAUGGCGGUAAAGAAUUUGUCAUUAGAUUAACCAUUAGUCCAACUGUUUCAUUUGUGGAAUUAGUUGAACAAAUUACAAAAUUAUAUAAUGACAAUGUCAAUAGAGCUGUUGAUUAUGAUGAAUUAUCUGCAUUGAUCCAAAAAGAAAACGGUUAUGAAACUAAACCUUCUUUAUUCAGAUUAAGUUUCCAAUAUGGUAAUGCUCAUCAACAAUUAUCUGAAUAUGGUUCAAUUAGAGAUUUAUCAAUCUUUGUCAAUGAUGAUUCUUAUGAUGUCUAUUUUAAUGCUUUAUUAUACAAAGAUGAUCGUAUUUCAAUUUUGGCUGAACAAUUUAACCAAUUUUUGGAAGCUGUCGCCCAAGAUUCUUCAUUACAAGUUACUAAAAUAAAUUUAAUCACCAAAUCUCAAAAACAAAUCUUACCAGAUCCAACAACUGAUUUAGAUUGGUCUGGUUAUAGAGGUGCUAUCCAUGAUAUUUUCCAAGAAAAUGCAGCUAAAUUCCCAGAACGUACUUGUGUUGUGGAAACUCCAAGUUUCUUAACACCAGAAAAACAAGCUAGAGUCUUUACUUAUAAACAUAUCAAUGAAGCUUCAAACAUUGUUGGUAACUAUUUAGUUAAAACUGGUAUCAAAAGAGGUGAUGUUGUUAUGAUUUAUUCUUCAAGAGGUGUUGAUUUAAUGGUUUCAGUUCUCGGUGUUUUAAAAGCCGGUGCUACUUUCUCCGUUAUUGAUCCAGCUUAUCCUCCAGCUCGUCAAAAUAUUUAUUUACAAGUUGCUAAACCAAAAGGUUUAAUCGUCAUCAAAAAAGCUGGUGUCUUGGAUGAACUUGUUGAAAAUUACAUCAAAGAUGAAUUAGAUGUUGUUUCUCGUGUUCCUCAAAUUGAAUUACAAGAUGAUGGUUCAGUCCUCGGUGGUAAAAACUUGGAAGGUGAAGAUGUCUUAGCUGGUGUUUCAACAAGUUCAACUGGUGUUUUGGUUGGUCCAGAUUCAAACCCAACAUUAUCUUUCACAUCAGGUUCUGAAGGUUUACCAAAAGGUGUCUUGGGUAGACAUUUCUCUUUAGCUUAUUAUUUCGAUUGGAUGUCCAAGACUUUUAAAUUAAACUCUGAUGAUAAAUUCACUAUGCUUUCAGGUAUUGCACAUGAUCCUAUUCAAAGAGAUAUGUUUACACCAAUCUUCUUGGGUGCUCAAUUAUUAGUUCCAACUGCUGAUGAUAUCGGUACCCCAGGUAAAUUAGCUGAAUGGAUGGGUAAAUACGGUGCUACUGUUACUCAUUUAACUCCAGCUAUGGGUCAAUUAUUAUCAGCUCAAGCUACAUCUGAAAUUCCAUCAUUACAUCAUGCUUUCUUUGUAGGUGAUAUCUUGACCAAAAGAGAUUGUUUAAGAUUACAAACAUUAGCUAAAAAUGUUUUCAUUGUCAAUAUGUAUGGUACUACUGAAACUCAAAGAGCUGUUUCAUAUUUUGAAGUUGCUUCAAGAGCUCAUGAUUCAACAUUUUUAGAAUCUCAAAAAGAUGUCAUGCCAGCUGGUAAAGGUAUGUUGAAUGUUCAAUUAUUAGUUGUUAAUAGAAAUGAUACUUCUCAAACAUGUGGUGUUGGUGAAGUUGGUGAAAUUUAUGUUCGUGCUGCUGGUUUAGCUGAAGGUUAUCGUGGAUUACCUGAAUUAAAUGAACAAAAAUUCGUCAAAAAUUGGUAUGUUGAUGCUCAACAAUGGAUUGAUCAAGAUAAUCAAAAAAGUCAAAAUGAACCAUGGAGAGAAUUUUGGAAAGGUCCAAGAGAUAGAUUAUACAGAACUGGUGAUUUAGGUCGUUAUUUACCAGAUGGUAAUACUGAAUGUUGUGGUAGAGCUGAUGAUCAAGUCAAAAUUCGUGGGUUCCGUAUUGAAUUAGGUGAAAUUGAUACAAAUAUUUCUCAACAUCCUUUAGUUCGUGAGAAUGUUACAUUAGUUCGUAAAGAUGCUAAUAAUGAACCAACUUUAAUUUCUUAUAUUGUUCCAAAAACUGAAGUUGCUGAUUUAGAAAAUUUCAAAUCAUCAGUUGAAGAAUUAGAAAAUAAAGAUGAUCACGUUGUUAGUGGAUUAGUUGGUUAUCGUUUAUUAAUUAAAGAUAUCAAGGCAUUUUUGAAAAAAAGAUUAGCUUCAUAUGCUAUCCCAACAAUUAUUGUUCCAUUCCAUAAAUUACCAUUAAAUCCAAAUGGUAAAGUUGAUAAACCAAAAUUACCAUUCCCAACCACUGCACAACUAGAAGCUGUUGCUAAACAUUCAAGUGCCGACCAAGAUGAUUCUCAAUUCAGUGAAACUGAAGGUAAAGUUCGUGAUGUUUGGUUAUCAGUCUUACCUCAACGUCCAUCAACUAUUUCACCAGAAGAUUCAUUCUUUGAUUUAGGUGGUCAUUCAAUCUUAGCUACAAGAAUGAUUUUUGAAUUAAGAAAACAAUUAGUUAUUGAUUUACCAUUAGGUACUAUCUUCAAAUUCCCAACCAUUAAAGCUUUUGCUAAAGAAAUCGAACGUGUUCAAAAAGGUGAUGAUGUCGCCUUACCAGCUACUAGUGGUGCUGAAAAUACUGAUGAGGAUUUAGCAAAUAAACCAGCUGAAUAUUAUAAAGAUGCUCAAGAAUUAACUGAAACUGCAUUAAAAUCAAAAUAUGCUUCAAGAUUAAGUUUCUCUAAAAAUGAACAAAUCAGCAUUUUUGUCACCGGUGCUACUGGGUUCUUAGGUUCAUUCAUUAUUGCUGAUUUAUUGAACCGUAAAUCAAACAUCAAAAUCUUUGCUCAUGUUCGUGCCGCUGAUAAAGUUAAAGGUCUCGAAAGAUUGAAAAAAGCUGGUUUAACCUACGGUAAUUGGAAAGAUGAAUUUGCCUCAUCAAUUGAAGUUGUUUUAGGUGAUUUAUCAAAAGAACAAUUUGGUUUAGAUUUCCAAGCUUGGGGUAACUUGACUGAAACAAUUGAUGUUAUUAUUCAUAAUGGUGCUUUAGUUCACUGGGUGUAUCCAUAUGAUAAAUUACGUGAUGCCAAUGUUAUCGGUACUAUCAACGUUUUGAAUUUAGCUGCUUCUGGUAAGGCUAAGUAUUUCUCAUUUGUUUCUUCAACAUCAGCUUUAGAUACUCAACAUUUCGUUGAAUUAUCUGAUAAAUUACUUUCUGAAGGUAAAGAUGGUAUUCCAGAAUCUGAUGAUUUACAAGGUUCUGCUUACGGUUUAGGUUCAGGUUACGGUCAAAGUAAAUGGGCUGCUGAAUAUAUUAUCCGUCGUGCUGGUGAACGUGGUUUGAAAGGUGCUAUUAUUAGACCAGGUUAUGUUACUGGUGAAACUAAUACUGGUUCUUCAAACACUGAUGAUUUCUUAUUACGUAUGUUGAAAGGUUGUGCUGAAUUAGGUAAAUAUCCAAACAUUAAUAACACCAUCAAUAUGGUCCCUGUUGAUCAUGUUGCAAGAGUUGUUGUUGCAGCUGCCUUACAUCCACCAAAAUCAGAAGAAUUAGCUGUUGUUCAAGUUACUGGUCAUCCACGUAUCACAUUUAUUCAAUUUGUUGGUGCAUUGAAAAAAUAUGGUUAUGAAAUUGAAUUAGAAGAUUAUGUUACUUGGAAAUCAUCAUUAGAAAAAUUUGUUUUGGAAGGUACUCAAGAAAGUGCACUUUAUCCAUUAUUACAUUUUGUUUUAGAUGAUUUACCACAAGAUACUAAAGCUCCAGAAUUAGAUGAUGUUAAUGCUCGUACUUCAUUGAAAGCAGAUGCUGAAUGGACUGGCGUUGAUGCGUCAGCUGGUAGAGGUAUUGAUGAACAACAAUUAAGCGUUUACGUUGCAUACUUGAUUAAAGUUGGUUUCUUACCAAAACCAUCAAAAGCUGGCGAACCAUUACCAGAAGUUAAGUUAACUAAAGAACAACUCGAUUUGAUUACAUCUGGUGCUGGUUCUCGUGGUAGUUCAAAUUAG